AUGAACACGAUCAUUUCGGUUUUCGAAACCUUUGGCGUAACACCAGUACGGUAUCGACCCGUGCUAGCUCCGCGUGUUCCUGCCGUCGCAGCACUCGCCGCUGCGAGAAGAGCUCCCGAUCAACGCAAAAAGCUCAAGGGGCGGACGCGAGAUUCUCAAGCCUCGCAGCUUUAUAACCUGGAGCUGGACGUCAUGGAUCUUCGACAGGAAAUCCAACGACUGACUGAAUACCAGCAAAUACUUAGUGCACGGACUUUCAAUCGUCGGGAUGCACUGGAUGGCUACUACGUCAAGACAGUGCAAGAGUACCACCGCGUGUUUGAGAACGGUUAUCACCCGGGCGCCUUGCUUGACCCUAACCAAUUCGUUAUCCAAGUCAUGGACGAGAACCUGCGUAUCGGUGACUUCAACGGACGUGGAGUGAUGCUGCAUCAAUGGGAACAGUACACGAAAGAUCUUUCGGAGCUCGAAUUUCACUACUUGCGGUCUCAAGUUGUAUCGGCGGAAGGACGGACGAUUGUGACGUCCUACGCCAGUUAUAGGCACGUGGUAACGCGAGACACUCUGGAGGUCAUUUUCCCUAAAGUACUGCGUCAAUACCCACGCAUCACGGCGAAGCUGCUGGGGCGUGUGUGCAAUGGUGUUGGGAGGAUCGACUUCACCUUCAACACGCAGAGUCACUACGUCGUUUCGUUCGACUUUGAAGUAGACUUUCUCGAGGUGUUUGCACGAUUACUUUGGGAUUCGCGCGAGUUAUGCGCCGUAUUCGACGGAGCAAGGAUUUCCGAGGAGUGUCUGAUUGCCAUGAGUGCUGAGCGACGUAGCUAUAGAAAGAGAAGACCCGUUACCAAUCACCACAUCAUGUGA
Messenger RNA from Phytophthora infestans T30-4, 867 nucleotides. RefSeq lists its product as uncharacterized. The transcript has 3 exons. Bases 1 to 867 code for a protein of 288 amino acids. The record is from RefSeq and is a predicted model, not a curated record. NCBI's taxonomy places the organism in Eukaryota, Oomycota, Peronosporomycetes, Peronosporales, Peronosporaceae.